Messenger RNA from Abrus precatorius (Indian licorice), 660 nucleotides. Its product is annotated as probable glutathione peroxidase 4. Lineage: Eukaryota; Viridiplantae; Streptophyta; Magnoliopsida; Fabales; Fabaceae. The coding region runs from base 86 to 598 and encodes 170 amino acids. Gene Ontology annotation, biological process: response to oxidative stress. Gene Ontology annotation, molecular function: glutathione peroxidase activity. The record is from RefSeq and is a predicted model, not a curated record. The transcript has 6 exons.
ACAGAAAACAGACUCAAACUCUUGCGAGUAGAUCGGGAAAGAGAAGAGAAAAGUAGUCGGAAGAGUGUAUUCUUUACAUCUUCAAAUGGGUGCUUCGCAAUCAAUCACAGAAAAUUGCAUCCAUGAAUUCACAGUCAAGGAUGCCAGGGGCAAAGAUGUGAACCUCAACGCCUACAGAGGGAAAGUUCUUCUUGUAAUCAAUGUUGCAUCUAAAUGUGGAUUUGCUGAUGCCAAUUAUACCCAGUUAACUCAGCUUUACACCAGAUACAAGAGCAAUGGUCUUGAGAUAUUGGCAUUUCCAUGCAACCAAUUUUUGAAGAAAGAGCCAGGGACUAGCCAGGAGGCGCAGGAGUUUGUGUGUACAAGAUAUAAGGCUGAGUAUCCCAUUUUUGGGAAGAUACGUGUCAAUGGAUCAGAUGCAGCACCUGUCUACAAAUUUCUCAAAGCACAGAAAUCUGGAUUUUUGGGGCCUAGGAUUAAAUGGAAUUUCACGAAGUUUUUAGUCGAUGAAGAAGGGCGUGUCAUCCAGCGUUAUAGCCCAACCACCAAACCUUUGGCCAUUGAAAAUGACAUCAAGAAGGCAUUGCGGGUGGCUUGAAAGACUCCACAAUUAUUUCAAACCAUUGCUCGUGUUGAAGUUAUCUGAAACCAAAAGAGAAA